GCGGCGGCGGCUCAAUGGCGGCGGCCACAGCAACUGCAGCGGCGACGGCGGGGGGCUCCGGUCCUGCAGGGUCGGGAGCCAUGGCUGCGCCCCCGGCGGCGCUGGUGGGUCCCUGCGCGGCGGGGUCCUCCGGAGGGGGUCUCGGGCCGGUCCCGGUGCCCAUGAACCUCUUCGCCACUUGGGAGAUCGACCGCUCGGCGCCCAGCUGCGUCCCCAGGCUGUGCAGUCUCCGCCUGAAAAAACUGACGGUGCUGAGGGAACUGGACAAGGAGCUCAGCUCUGUGCUCAUCGCUGUGAAGAUUCAGGGUUCAAAGAGAGUCCUGAGAUCCAAUGAAUAUGUUCUACCCCCUGGAGGCUUGAUGGAAACUGACCUGGAACUGACGUUUUCAUUGCAGUACCCACACUUCCUGAAAAGAGAUGGCAACAAGCUUCAAAUCAUGCUGCAGCGGAGAAAGCGAUACAAGAACCGCACUAUUUUGGGCUACAAAACUCUGGCCGUGGGCAUUAUUAACAUGGCUGAGGUCAUGCAACACCCAACAGAUGGAGGGCAGCUGCUGGGCCUGCACAGCAACAUCAAGGAUGUGAGCAUUCGGGUGGCCGAAAUCAGCAUCUAUUCCCUCUCCAGCCAACCCAUUGACCAUGAAGAUGGAAACGUCCCCUCUGGUCCCAAAAUCAAAGCUUCUGACCGUUCUCCAGAUAUUGAUAACUAUUCAGAAGAAGAGGAUGACAGUUUUUCUUCUGAACAGGAAGCCAGUGAUGAUGCAGUACAAGGCCAGGAUUUAUACGAUGAAGAAGAUGAAGUGCGCAAGCCAAAGAAAGCCAGGCGGAAAAUGAUCAGAACCACGUCAAUGACUAGACAACCAAACUUCAAGCAGAAAUUUGUUGCUUUGCUGAAGAGGUUUAAGGUGACUGAUGAGGUUUUGGAUUCUGACCCAGUGGAUCAGACCCAGGAAGUAGAGGAAGAUUUGGGUCUACUUUAUGAUAGUCUUGAGGAAUGCAACAACAGUGACAGUGGUCCUGAGAUCGAGGAUAACGAAAGUGUUCACAGCACUCCUAAGCCCACCCUGAGGCGAUUUUUUGAGGGUGUCUCUCACUCUGGUUCCCAGACUGAGAUCAGUAGUCUGCACGGCCAAAAAGGGCAGGAGCGAGAGUCGGGCAGCCCUGGAGAAACAGAGAAACGGAAAGUGUGUGUCCCUCGUACCCAAGAUGAGACUGCCAUGGAAACUACAGCUAUGGAGUUGGAAGCCGAAGAGCCCUGCCCAGGAGGGCCAUCUGAGACAGUCCUGAAGGAGAGCAGUGUGGACAGGCUAGCCCAGCUGAGCAACAUAAACAAGCCUGAAUUCCCAGCUACAGUGUCUCCCAGCAAAGCUGAGAACAAGCAGCUGUGGCGACCUCGCAGCAUGUCUGUCAAGGACAGACAGAACUCCAAGAGCCACAGCGACCGAACUGGCAGCCUCGACAGUGAGAGCUCACCAGACUCCCGGCAGAACACACAGGUGCCUCGGAAGUCUGUGUACGACCAGCUCAACCAGAUCCUAGUCUCAGAUGAACAGCUACCAGAGAGCAUCAUCCUGGUAAACAUCACUGAGUGGCAAGGCCAGUAUCUGUGUGAUCAGCUUCUAGAACACAAGCAGCCCAUUGUCUCCACCUGCUCCAUGGCAGAUGUCCAGGCUGCCUUCAACACAAUUGUUGCCCGCAUCCAGAGAUACUGUAACUGCAAUUCCCACAUGCCUCCCCCAGUGAAAGUGGCCGUGGCAGGGGAUCAGAGCUACCUGAGCAUCGUCCUGCGCUUCUUUGUGGAGCAGCUGGCCAGCAAGACUCCAGACUGGCUCAACUACCUCCGUUUCCUCGUGGUUCCCUUGGGCUCUCACCCCCUGGCCAAGUACCUUGGUUCUGUGGAUAACAGGUACAGCACCCUGUUCCUUGAUGCAGCGUGGAGAGAGCUCUUUAGCAGACUUGAACCUCCGAGUUCAGAUACUGUAGAUGUCCCAGGCCGGAUUGCCCAGUACAUCUCAGGCGCCAACGUGUCCCAUCAGUUGCCCAUUUCUGAGGCCAUGUUAACUUACAAGCAGAAGAGUUCGGUUAUGUGGGGUACUUCAGGCCCUUCUGUUCUCUGCUUGCCCCUGCAGCCAACAGGGAUUGUCACACAGAAAAGAAGCCUCUAUUUUGAUUUUUAUAUCAGCCCGGAUGAAGAUUCCUGCCAGAAAUUUGUGCCGUUUGUUGGGGUGGUGAAGGUGGGCCUUGUGGAACAGUCCUUUAACACCUCAGUUGAUUCUGAUGAUGCUACCAUCUGCACCACCUCAUUGCUGAGCUCCUCUUCUCCAUCUGGUGGAGGAGUUCCUUAUACCAAGGAGGCAGUGGGCACCCCUCCACCUUCUCCAUCUGUUAGCAGUGGGCUCUCAGGGGCCGGAAAUUUGAGUCCUGGUGUGGAGGUAAUGGGUCUACAGGUAGACUACUGGACUGCUCAGGGACCAGAGAAGAAAAAAGAGGCUGAGAAGCGGGAAACAGGCAUUAAGAACACCUUGAAAAGCAAUUUCCGCUCCCUGCAGGUCAGCCGUGUCCCAGGCCCCGGGGAGCUGACUCCCCCCAGCACCAUGGCCAUGACAGUGGUCACCAAGGAAAAGAACAAGAAAGUGAUGUUCCUGAGUAAGAAACCAAAAGAGAAGGACUUGGAACCAAAAAGCCAAGUGAUUGAGGGGAUCACACGCCUGAUCUGCACAGCCAAGCAUCAAAACACUAUGCUACGUGUUUGCAUUGAUGGUGUGGAGUGGAAUGAUGUGAAGUUUUUCCAGCUGGCUGCGCAGUGGCCAACUCAUGUCAAGCAUUUCCCAAUCGGCAUCUUUGGCUAUACAAAAAGUGUGUGAUUUUUUUAAAAAAAACAGGCAGCUUCUGGAAGUAUCAGGGCUCUGCCAGACUGAAUGACAGAGGAGAGACUGCUGGGCUCCUUGGAUUUUGAAUGAAUGACUGACUGCCCAGCAGUGGAGCCCAAGUCUGGCCAGAGCCCUGCUUGUUCCAUUUUUUUCUUUGCAAGGAGCACAUUUGCUUUACAUCUCACCCAUGAUUUUGUUUAGUUUUAAUGUGAACGUGGGUCCUAGGAAAUGGAAGGAAGACACACACACGCAUACACAUGUGGCUUCUCAACCUGACCUCUUGUUACUAGAACACCAGGCCAGUUUUCUCUGUCCAAGCGGGGUCAAGAAUGAGAAACCGAGGGGAUUCACACUGCUGCUCCCUGCUUCCCCUGAAAGGUGUUUUCCUUGUGGCAAUUGGGACUUUGUUCCCUUCCACACCUUGCCUGGCUGGCUUGGGCAAGAAAGGGAAAGGCAAGUUCUCUUUUACAGACUGCUAUCUUGUAAUAUGUCUAAAAGAUGUGUGUUAACACCCUCCUCCUAGGGUUGCUCAUCCAGGCUCACCCAGUAGCAUUCUGGGCAAGCUGGACUUCUGCCCACAAGUGCCACUCUACAGUCCUCUCUUUAUCUCAGAAUUUACCCGAGGGCUACUGGGGUUUUAUUCUCUUUUAACAUGAAAAGCCUUCCCCUGUCUCUUCUAUCCAUCCCUUCCCUGUACUGUUUGGCUUCUCCUGCCUUUAGAAAUUGUUUAGGCCAGAGUAUAUAAAGACUCAGCAUGGUGUGAUGGUUUGAGCAUUGGACUAUAACUUUGGAGACCAGGGUUUGAAUUCCCACUUGGCCAUGGAAACCCACUGGGUGACCUUGGGUAAGUUACACCCUCUCAGCUUCAGAAGAAGGCAAAGGCAAACCUCCUCUGAACAAAUCUUGUCAGGAAAAAAAAUUAUAGGUUCACCUUAAGUUGGAAACAACUUGAAGGCACAGAACAAGAGUAUAUAAAAGAGAAAGGUAUAGCAAAGGCAACAAAGGUGGAUGCCACUUUUGUUUCUGCAGCAGACCCUGUUCUUUUGGAGCAGGGAGGUGUCUGUGAGGUAUUUUGUGUAGUUCAUACCCUGCUUCCAGAUAUUAUUGUGAAAGAUACUGGAGGGGUUUUUUCCUAAUCCAUAAGCUAUGAGCACAGGAUAGGGAGGUGGCAUACAAGUGGCCACUUCAGAAUAGCUUUUUGGUCCAGGAUCUGCUCCAAAUAGAGUUGAGUUGCUCAGCUGCAAUGAAGGGAAGCGUCAUAGAAAACCAGCACUGCAAGCCAGUGUUUUUAUGGAACUGAAGGCCCUUCCAGUGGAAUGGGAAAGAAAUGCUUUUGCUUUAAGCAAUGACGGGAGGAGGAGUGGGAAGAGAUUAGCUUUUAUGGCGGAUGCAAGAAAAGCAGAACAUUUUUUAAAAAGGUCUAUCAAGGAAUAGGGAUAAAUCUACUUCCCUACUUCAGUUUUGCCUAGGUCAAAUAAUGUGCAAAGGAGAGCCACCGCUCAUGCAGCUAUUAGAGGAGAUGGAGUCCCUUAUGGGGAAGGCAUGUUCUUAUGAUUAAACCAGCUUAUGAAUUAUUAUACACUCCGUUUGUAGUCAGUAUGAGUGAAACCACUCCAGCACCCUCCCCAAACCAGAAUGCUGUUGGAACAGGGCUGUGAGAAGUUCUCAGAUGUGCAGGUGAGCCCAAGUUCUACCUUCACUGGAUUGCAGUAAUAGGUUCCUUGGGCCAUGUCAGAUUCACAAGCAUGUGUGAGAUCCAAUGAUGAUCAGGUAGGAUGGGAGGGAGGUACACACAGGAAUAAUCUCUCUCCUGCUUUGUCUUUUAAGUACUUACUUUGAACAAGGGAACUAGAACCAGUGAUUGCAGCAAAGUAGAUGUCCUGUGCCAGCUACUAGAGCCUCCUUGCCCUCCCUAGCUGGAUUCACAAAUGUCCCCUUCCCAUCUCCUGACUCCUAAACCACACAGGCUUUACGGCCAGGGCCUUGAUCUACCUGGAGCUUGUGUUAUGAAAACUGCCAGGCCAACCUCCCCUGCCUUGAAAGUGUAUCCUACCGAACUCAAGAGACCUAAACUGUGGUGUUACGCCUGCAUGGUGGACACGGCUGCUUGUGGUUAGGAGAGCAGGGAUGGUGGGUUAACCCCAUUUUUUACAAGAUUCUAUUUUUGUUAAAACUUAAUGUAAGGUUGCUUUCUGGAUUAAUUUUAAUAAAUUAAUGCUGGUACCAUUGUGA
This is a messenger RNA of Sceloporus undulatus (fence lizard), 5102 nucleotides long. RefSeq names its product phosphofurin acidic cluster sorting protein 2-like. The record is from RefSeq and is a predicted model, not a curated record. The transcript is spliced from 26 exons. Lineage: Eukaryota; Metazoa; Chordata; Lepidosauria; Squamata; Phrynosomatidae. Gene Ontology annotation, biological process: protein localization to plasma membrane. Gene Ontology annotation, molecular function: transmembrane transporter binding. The coding region runs from base 15 to 2864 and encodes 949 amino acids.